AUGGGGAGGUCUCAAGUAAAGUAUCGCUCGUCGCGCGGACGUGGGGUCAACAGCAAUAGCGGAAGGGACCGUACUGGACCAGGUGAUCGGAAUCGUGCUCGACCCUUGGACAAUCUUGGCUCAAAUGCCUAUCGCUUCGAAGAGACGCAAGACGUUGAGCAAGUGGCAGAUCACGCGUUUGAAAGCGAGCGCACGCAGUUCUUUGCAUCGGAGCAGAACUACCGAGACACGACGGGGUCAGUACCGUCUGGACACUUUCGGAGUCGCGUGAUGGAGCAGUGGGAGCAGAAAGACGACAGUGCAGACGACGUUGGAGCUGUCGGAGUGCUGAAUUUGGACUGGAUCGCCUCGCAAUUGGAGCUUGUGUCUCCAGACAUUCGCUACCGGAUCGACCCUAAAUACUGUACUGACUUUCCAUUCAAGUCACUGGACCGUCGUAGUGAGUCUGAUCAUGACGUUGCGACUGAUGGACCGAGUGCGGUGGCUCCAGCUCUGCCGAAAGCUGCACACCACGACAACGAGCUCGACGUUUUGCUCCAUCUCAGUGCGUCAACAACACCCAGCGGGGUUCAACAGACUCCUCCACCGCCACUUUUCUCGUCAGAACCAGCACGCACAACUCCGGCAGAAACGGAGCAGCUCGAAGAGUGGCUGGAUGAUGUGCUGGACAUGUAG
Molecule: messenger RNA, 675 nt
Organism: Hyaloperonospora brassicae
Lineage: Eukaryota; Oomycota; Peronosporomycetes; Peronosporales; Peronosporaceae
Source: the annotation of a GenBank genome assembly